AUGAUUUGGCAAAGGUUCUUACCAUGCAUCCUCUUCGCAGCAAAGGCCAUGUCUUACGCUCCUGAAGAGCUUGCGGAGGCUGCUCCAAUGAAUUUUGAAGUUCCUGAAAAUAGGUAUAUUGUUGAAUUUGAAACAUCUUUCGCAGAUGCUCAGGAUGACUUAGGCAAUCAGAACCUACAAUUCUCGGUUAGUAACCACUACGAAUCAUCAGCAUUUCUGGGCAUGUCUAUUCAAAUUCACAAUCCGAAUGAAUUUUCGUUGGAUGAUGUAUUAUCACUUCCUAGCGUCCGAAAUGUAUGGCAGGCUUCAUAUGUUACCCUCGAUUUCAAAUCCGACAAAUCAGCGUCACCUCAGUGGAGCCCACAUUCAAUCACAGGAGUAGAUACUGUGCAUGAUAAAGCCAUAUUUGGAGAGGGGAUACGUGUUGCAGUCGUCGACUCAGGUUUGGACAUUCAUCAUGAAGCAUUUCAACAUUUGAAAAUAGAGGGCUACGAUUUCACGGCCGAUCCUCAAAAUCCACAAACAACUUUUGAAGACUCUGUUGGACAUGGAACCUUCGUCUCUUCCAUUAUUGUCGGCCUGUCGAACGAUAUGAAGGGAGUUGCCCCAGGUGCAAGUCUCAAAAUGUACAAGGUCUUUGGUAAAAGCGCAACAACAACCGAUGAUAUCAUACUUGCAGCAUUGUUGAAAGCCUAUUCAGAAAGCCCAGAUGUCAUCUCUUUGUCUCUUGGUUCGGAUAGAGGAUACCCCUCGAUGCCUAUUUCUAUCGUUGCAUCAAGAAUAGCAGAAACAAUUCCCGUUGUCUUUGCGGCAGGAAAUUCUGGCAGAAAAGGACCAUUUCAUGCCUCUUCCGGGGCUUCCGGAAACGGAGUAAUAGCUGUUGCAUCCGUAGAGUCAACACAGCAUGCUAGUUGGUCAGCUACUUUAAAAUCUUCAAGCGGUGAAAAAUUAACUUUUGACUAUAUCGGCAAUGAUGGUAGCAAGAUUGCUACUGAUUUUGUUUUUGAAGUUGAGUACAUUGGGAAUGCUUGUGCAAUACCAGCUAGCUUUGAUUCCAAUGCUGGAAAAAUUGUCAUGGGAAUUAGAGGAACUUGCAAGAACAGUGAAAUUGAGAACGCUAUUCGUUCCAAUCAUUAUUCUGGAAGCAUCAUGUUCGUAUCUCCAGGCGAGAUGCAUACGCCCAAAUUCGAAAGUCACGAUAAGAUUUUUGGCUUGACGACCAAUUCUGUCAGAAGUUGGUUAAAACGAGAACUCAAUGACAAUAAUGAAAUUUCGAUUUCUUUUGCUCAAGAGGAUACACAUGGCGCUAUCGCUAAAAUUGAUGGCUCUGCUGGUCAGAUAAGCGCUUUCACGUCAUGGGGUCCAACGUUUCACCAGGAUUUUUAUCCACAUAUAGCAGCUCCCGGGGGAAAUGUGUUCGGUGCUCAUUUGGGAGGUGGUUAUUCAAUCUCUUCUGGUACCUCAUUUGCAUGUCCAUACAUAGCAGGUGUCAUCGCUUUGUAUUUGUCAGAGCAUGGACGGGUGGAGCCACAAACUUUGAGAAGAAAGAUUAUUAAUUCUGGAUCAUUAUUAAGCCGCGCUUAUUCAUCGGGCUAUAUUGACUAUAUCAAAACCAAAACUGACCUGUCAAAGUAUGCUCCUUUAAUUCAACAAGGUAAUGGUCUUGUCAAUGUGGAAUCCAUGUGGAACCUGACCACAAAUAUUCUUUCUGAGCCUUACUUUCUGCUCAAUGAUACCGACAAUAGAAUUUCAAGCUUCAAGAUAUCCUUUGCCAACGAAAGUCCUGAGCAAGUAACCUACAGAAUUAGACACAGAGAAAUGGAUGUUGUUAACACUUGCGACAGUACCAAGAGAUACGUAUCUUCUUAUUGGCCUGAAUUUGUUGAUUCUCGUCCCCAAGUUGAGAUUCUGGAAACAAGUUUAGUUCUAGAAGCUGGCUCGAAAGGAUCUGUAUCUGUCCAGGUUCGGGCUCCCUUGACUAUUGAUAAGGCUAAAGCUCCUGUUUUUCAAGGUGUCAUUGAGAUUAUGGGUUCCAACGGAGAUGAGUUUACGGUUCCUUUCAUUGGGUCGGAAUUUUCGGCAAAAGAGUGGACACCCAUAACUCAGCAACCAUUGCUUCUCAUAAGAGACAAAUCGGGUUUGCGCAAGAUUGCCGAAGAAGAGAAGCUCUCAUUCGAGCCUCUGCGUACUCCGUCACUAUUUUAUAGCAUCAGGUAUGCUUCUGAGCUCUAUUCGGUUGACCUUGUGGAGGAGCUGUUUGACGUUGCUCAAAUCCAGCUCCCGCUACUGAGCUCAACGAAAAACUACCUUGGACCGAUCCGAGCUUUUGCACCUCAAAGUGGUUCAUCAAUUGCCUUCCCAAUCGUAUUCUCACCAAUAUCAGCUGGUCCCACUUUCGUUCAACCCCAGAGCUUUUCAAAUGGGACAGCGAUUCCUUCUGGUCGAUAUAAAUUUCUCUGUCGUGCUUUAAAGAUUUUUGGAAAGCCCUCCAAUAUAAAUGACUGGCAGUUCUUUUUGACCGAUUCAUUCACUGUUGCACUGAGUCAAAGCGAGAAUCACCAGUUUGCAACUGGAAGAAUGAUUAAAGGCAAGAACAAUUUCAGAUUUAAACGAGAUGAAGAGACUCCUCUCCUUUCAGCUGAACAAUUUCUCGUUGAAGCUGAGAUCGAAGAAAGAGCAGCCAGGAAAAGUAACAAUGUUCUGAGGCUACGGAGGUCACUGACAUCAAUAUCGGGUGCAUUGAGUGGGUUCACAAAUGAUAUUCAAUUUUCUAAUGAUGCAAGCAGCUCCAAACCGUAUGCACUGUUGAGUUUGCUUAUGUAUGUGCUUACUUGGACAUUUUAA
This is a messenger RNA of Australozyma saopauloensis, 2844 nucleotides long. RefSeq lists its product as uncharacterized. The record is from RefSeq and is a predicted model, not a curated record. Bases 1 to 2844 code for a protein of 947 amino acids. Gene Ontology annotation, cellular component: membrane; cell wall. NCBI's taxonomy places the organism in Eukaryota, Fungi, Ascomycota, Pichiomycetes, Serinales, Metschnikowiaceae. Gene Ontology annotation, molecular function: serine-type endopeptidase activity. Gene Ontology annotation, biological process: proteolysis. The transcript has a single exon.